AUGGCGCAGGAGAAAGUUGCGCUCGUCACUGGAGGCAACAAAGGCAUCGGCCUCUGUGUGUCGAAACAACUCUGUGAACGGCUACCGAAGGACAACUGGGUGGUCAUUCUCGGUACGCGUCAGGUUGCCAACGGAGAGCACGCGCUGGAGCAGCUGAAGGCGGACAACCUCCCCAUGCUGCCAGUCGUGCGUCAACUGGAUAUCACAGAUCCCGCGAGUUGCAAACAAAUGAAGGAUUUCAUUCAACAGAAAUAUGGAGGCCUUGACCUCCUCGUUAACAACUCAGGGUUUGCCUUCAAAAGAAACGCGACAGAGUCAAAGUACGAACAGGCGGAAUACACGAUUGGAGUGAACUACUUCGGGACCAAACAGAUUACAGAGACUCUUUUUCCCAUCAUGCGCGACGGCGCACGCGUCAUCUCCGUUGCCUCCAUGUGUGGCAAAAUGGGUUUGGAAAACAUGAGCGAGGAACACCGUCGGGAAGUUCUCUCUCCCGACCUCACGUUCGAGAAGUUGGAUGACAUAAUGAAGCGGUACAUUGAAGCAGCGAAGACAGACGACCUCGCCAAGCACGGCUGGCCUGAAAGCACCUACGAAAUGUCCAAGACUGGAGUGAUUGCGGCGACGCAACUGUGGGCGCAAGCAGCGGAUAAGAACGCCCUCACGCCACAAGGGACGAAAGGAAUGUUUGUCGCGUGCUGCUGUCCAGGCUGGUGCCGAACCGACAUGGCUGGAUACGAGCUGCCGCCGUUGAGCGCAGAUGACGGCGCCGACAGAGUCGUCGAUUUGUGCCUGGCCGAUGGAGAGAAGGAGCAAGGCCAGUUCUUGAUGGAGAAGCAUGUGGUGCCGUUGCACUUCCCGCAAACGUUUUCGCGGAAACCUCUCGCCGCCAAAGAGUGGCUUUCAACGCCAGCUUGA
Messenger RNA from Neospora caninum, 918 nucleotides. RefSeq names its product dehydrogenases with different specificities,related. The coding region runs from base 1 to 918 and encodes 305 amino acids. Gene Ontology annotation, molecular function: oxidoreductase activity. The record is from RefSeq and is a predicted model, not a curated record. The transcript is spliced from 7 exons. Lineage: Eukaryota; Apicomplexa; Conoidasida; Eucoccidiorida; Sarcocystidae.